AUGCGUACAGCCGCGCCGUCCUUGCUUUCGUGUUCGUCCACGGCCAGUGUCACGCGCUCGUUGCGGAUUUGGCGCGAGUACCAAUGGCCAGACUUUCGGCAGCGUGCGUCAAGUGACUCAGCACCGACAGCGCCCCGACGACGCCGCCGCACCUGCCUCUUGACGUUUGGGCUAUUACUUCUCGGUGUUCUCGGGAUCGUCGCGGUCGUUUUGACGAUCACGACGAUUGUUGAGCGUGCGUUACCAGUGACUGCGACGCCAACACCGGCACCCCAUGCGCCGUCGGCCACGACCACGACCGCACCGGCAUUUAGUGAGACGAAAUCACCACAAGCAACGGGCUCGUACACGACGCCUGUGCCAAGCUCCAAUGACGUUGGCUCCAUGUACGCACCAGACCCGUACACGAUUGUGUUCCCGUUGAACAGCACCCAAGAAGUGCCGCGGUCGACUAAAGUCUCGCGCAUCGUCGAAACGGAAAGUCCAACCGACGAGGACGACAUUCUUUUGCCCGAAGAAGUUCAAGUGCACACGCAGCUCGCACGGCUACGCAAUGCUAUGGGCAUGGAAAACGUCCCAUUCUACAGCCGCGAGAUCGCUCUCCGCGUCGGCAGCCUGGCCAACAGCUGCUCCAGCUUUGUGAAUGAAACCGCGCUGCCACAGAUCGCCCGCAUACGGACUGUCAAGUGCUCCGCGGACGCCUGCAUCCAUACGCUGGGGCCGAUUUGGACAUGGUUCGAGGCUGGCUUUGCGCAGUGGAAUGAGGCAGCCAGCGAGUGUAUGCAGCCUGCGUCACACGCGUGCCGCGCGCUCCGAGGCUGGCUCAACCCGGAUUUGACCGACGAGGAAAACCUCCGGCUUUACGGCAGCUGA
This is a messenger RNA of Saprolegnia diclina VS20, 873 nucleotides long. RefSeq lists its product as hypothetical. The transcript has 2 exons. The coding region runs from base 1 to 873 and encodes 290 amino acids. The record is from RefSeq and is a predicted model, not a curated record. NCBI's taxonomy places the organism in Eukaryota, Oomycota, Saprolegniomycetes, Saprolegniales, Saprolegniaceae.